Molecule: messenger RNA, 1360 nt
Organism: Paramacrobiotus metropolitanus
Lineage: Eukaryota; Metazoa; Tardigrada; Eutardigrada; Parachela; Macrobiotidae
Exons: 5
Coding region: 181-1110 (309 amino acids)
Source: RefSeq, a predicted model, not a curated record
CGAUGAUUGGCAGUUGUUCCACAGAGAAACUGUGACUUGAUCGCCGUCAGCACGGCGUUAGCAUCGUUGACUUUAAUACUCAGGCGAUAUUGCCACACCAUUUUCUUGUUAAUUAUCAAUUUGUUUCGAUUUUACUGGGCAGACAGCUUUCGCUUGCUGCAGUUGUAAUUUUAUUCGGUAAUGGCAUCCCUAAAAUUUUUGGCAGCUGCAGCUGCCUUGAUCCUCAUCGCUUCCGUAGCCGAUGCGGCAUCCUACACUCCCACCAGGGAUCUGGAAAAUUAUUGCGGGCGUUUGUUAGACAUAAACUGUCCGUUCACGUCUGGAGAAGCUGGAACACUCCGAUUCUGGUCUAUGCCUCGCUCGCCGUGUAAAGUGACAGUGGCUUUCUCCAGCCUUUCUUGUGGAUCGUCAUUUGAGUACUUUUCGAUAUACCUCAACAUAAGAUCGUCUUAUAUGCCUCUGAAUUCAAAAAUGGAAAUCUACGACACAUCCAUCGGCCGCACACUAGGCAAGUCGUGGGAUGGAGGUUCCAGAGUGCCACAGUCAACCAAUCCCACAUCAGCCAACCAGUAUCUGUCCAGAGCGUCCACGCAGCCGAAGAUCUCCAUUGAGUUCACACCGUCCACUUCCUAUCCACCUUCUAGCGAGCAUGAUGUGUUUUUUGAUUAUGUUAUUGUUUCAGAUACUUCCUCACACUAUAACACUUACUGCAGCGCUCUACGCGGCUACGUCAGCAACAGCCACAUCUGCGAUACAACCAACGACCGCGUCAACUGUCCGAAUUCAUACACCGCCGAAGUGUACCAGAACAAUCCAGCAACGUCUCGCCAGACUUGCCGCUAUUAUUAUGGGCUUGGAGGUGGAGCGAUUGCCGGUCUCGUCAUCGGAGGUGUGGCGUUUGUGGCAAUCAUUAUCACGAUCAUUUUAGUCUGUGCACGGCGCGAACAGCGAAUGAGGGCCCAACAAGUCGCAACCAACAACGCCUACUCCGUGUCCACCGUCACCGUUACACCACAAGGUACCCCGACGUCAUAUCCAACGCAAACGUACGCCCCGGCUCUCUACCCGGCUGGAUCUGCACCAUUUCCUCCUACCCCGGCAACGAGCUAGAGGUUAAGCGCAAGUUAUUUGUAACGGACUGCUGCACAUUUCAAGAAGCUGACAAUUAAUGAAAUGUUUGCAAUUUGGUCCUAAUUGCGACCGACAGAGUUCUCAUAAUUUCUGUUACCAUUACAGUUUGUGUUGAGUACGAUGCGGACGCAAAAUCUGCUACUGAUACCUGUUUUUAUGUGUGUUUUGAUUCGAAUUUAUUUGUAAUUUUUCAAUCUGCAUACGUAUCUGUAUUAAAACAUUUAUCACA